AUGAAGGAGUUAAAAUCAAAAAAGAAACAAGAAACAGGGAACAAGGAUGAAGUAGACAAUAUGGUUGGAUUUCGUGCAAAACAAAUGAAUCAAGGUGAGAAGGACAACCUAAUCGGACAACAUAAAAGUUAUCCGGCUGUGGACCCUGUAGAUUGUGUCGAUGUCGGCGAGAAAUCGAGAGAAAAUGGAGAGAGUGAUCAAAGUAGGAGAGAAAUUAUGCUGAGAAAUAUGGUGGGGCUCCGAGAUGAAAACAUCACACUUAUUGAUAACUCGGGUGAUAACACUGCCAUAGAUGAUAAAAACAAUAUCCAAAUCUAUCCAUUUACCAUUUUGGACUUUCUUGGUGUCGUUGUUUCAAUAGUACUCUUUGUCUUUGACGUUGUAACGGACAUUCUUCUAGCUAUGGAAUACAAAAAUCACGGUAGAAUGGUAGAGUGUGCACUCACGUCAUCGGUUGUGGUUGCGUCAUUUCUGGUGGCAGGGUCCUUAAGCACGGUUUGGUACUUACAAGACGGAAGUGGACCUGUAGGAAAAGUUGGAAAGUUUUUGUUUCUUGUUGUGGCCUUCCCAUUUUCUACCAUUAUCAGAAACUUCUCUUACUUAAAACAUGGAUUCUUAAGUCGCAGAUCCACUGAUAAAAAGAAACAUUACAAUAGAAUGAUAAAGAAUGAUAUAGAUGCCAGUUUUCUACGGAUGUUCGACGCCUUUUUUGAAUCCGCUCCUCAGCUGAUCAUCCAGGUUUACAUUGCUAUCCAUGACACGCCGCAAGAAGAAUUACACUUACAAAUUCUGCGAGCUGUUACCAUAGCAUCGUCUUUAGCAGGUCUGGCAUGGUCUGUGACGGGAUACAACAGAGCACUGCGUAUCUUUAACGCAACUUCCGGUUUGAAAGCAAACACAUACUGUGGAGCUGUAGGAUACUUCCUUUGGCGAGUGUUCGAGAUCGGACCGAGAAUUACAGCCAUUGUGAUGUUGAUAUCAAUCGAAGGAAACGGUCCGUACUACGUAAUAUUUGGUGUUCUAUUCCAUUGGAUGGUUAUGAUAACUGUUGCAUUUUUCAAAAAUGUCAAGGCUUAUAAAAGAACAUUACACAACAUUUUAUUCAUUGUGUUCAUCGGCUUUGUGCAAAUCAUAUCCUUCAUGAAUUUGAGUCGAGACAAAUCUCGAGUGCUUGCCAUAGCAUAUUACUCUUUGUUCCAUGUAGAAAACGCUGUUAUGGUGGCGCUGUUUGUAUUUUGGGGUGACGUAGAUAAGUCUAGCUGGGUAUAUAUAGCCACAAUAUCUGUGGCUUCAUCAGGGGUUGUGCUAUGUACUCUGUUCAUGAUAAUGUAUUAUACACUUUGUCAUCCUAAAGUUUCGCGUACGUGUACAUGCAAUCACAAUGAAGAGAUGCAAAAUGUGUACAAACCUAGUGAUAAUGUGUGA
Molecule: messenger RNA, 1425 nt
Organism: Saccostrea echinata
Lineage: Eukaryota; Metazoa; Mollusca; Bivalvia; Ostreida; Ostreidae
Product: XK-related protein 6-like
Exons: 3
Coding region: 1-1425 (474 amino acids)
Biological process (GO): engulfment of apoptotic cell; apoptotic process involved in development; phosphatidylserine exposure on apoptotic cell surface
Cellular component (GO): plasma membrane
Source: RefSeq, a predicted model, not a curated record